CAUGAUUCCAGCAGAGCUCCAGCAGCUGUGGAAGGAGGUUACGAACGCUCACGUGAAGGAGGAGCACAACAACAGCCACAACAACAACGGCCACCGGGGUCUCGACCUGUCCUCCCCGGCGCCGCCAAAGAACACCCACCUCAACCAUCACGCCUCCUCCAACGGGCAGUACAUGAGUCACAAGAGAGAAGCAUCCACGCAUGAAGACCAUUCCCACCACAGCCACCCUCUCUACGGUCAUGGAGUUUGCAAAUGGCCUGGAUGUGAGGCGGUGUUCGACGAUUUCUAUUCAUUCCUAAAGCAUCUUAACAAUGAGCACGCCCUGGACGACAGGAGCACGGCCCAGUGCCGGGUGCAGAUGCAGGUCGUACAACAGCUGGAGCUGCAGCUAGCGAAAGAUAAAGAGCGUCUGCAAGCGAUGAUGACGCACCUUCACGUCAAGUCCACGGAGCCCAAAAACACCCCACAGCCGCUCAACUUGGUGUCCAACGUCACACUGUCCAAGUCGGCCCACUCAGCCUCGCCCCCCCUCAGCCUGCCCCAGACUCCCACCACCCCCACGGCCCCCCUCACGCCGCUGUCCCAGACCCACUCCGUCAUCACCGCCAACAGCCUCCACAGCGUGGGCCCCAUGCGGCGGCGCUACUCAGACAAAUACAACAUGCCCAUCUCUCCAGAUCUCAGUCAGAACAAAGAGUUUUACAUGAAUGCAGAGGUUAGACCGCCGUUCACGUACGCUUCGCUAAUAAGACAGGCAAUCCUCGAAUCUCCAGAAAAGCAGCUAACACUAAACGAAGUCUACAACUGGUUCACGCGAAUGUUUGCAUAUUUUAGACGCAACGCGGCGACGUGGAAGAACGCAGUCCGGCAUAAUCUUAGUCUUCACAAGUGUUUUGUGCGAGUAGAAAACGUAAAAGGGGCUGUGUGGACAGUCGACGAACUAGAGUUCCAAAAGAGACGGCCUCAAAAGAUCAGUGGAAGUCCCAACUUAGUGAAGAACAUUCAGACCAGCCUGGGCUACGGUCCCACCCUCUCUGCUGCCUUCCAGGCUUCAAUGGCAGAAAACAACAUACCUCUAUACACUACUGCUUCCAUUGGGAGUCCCACCCUCCACUCGCUGGCGCACGCCUUCCGCGAGGAGAUGAACGGGGCGAUGGACCAUGGAAACAGCAACGGCAGCGACAGCAGCCCGGGACGCUCGCCCCUGCCAGCUAUGCAUCACAUUAAGGAGGAACCACUGGACCCCGAAGACCACGAAGGGCCCCUCUCCCUGGUAACGACCGCCAAUCACAGUCCGGAUUUCGAUCACCACAGAGACUACGACGACGACCAGGGCCACGACGACAUGCUGUAAGGCUAGCAGGGACC
Notothenia coriiceps (black rockcod) is the source of this 1368-nucleotide messenger RNA. RefSeq names its product forkhead box P1b (gene foxp1b). The coding region runs from base 2 to 1354 and encodes 450 amino acids. Gene Ontology annotation, molecular function: DNA-binding transcription repressor activity, RNA polymerase II-specific; RNA polymerase II cis-regulatory region sequence-specific DNA binding. NCBI's taxonomy places the organism in Eukaryota, Metazoa, Chordata, Actinopteri, Perciformes, Nototheniidae. The record is from RefSeq and is a predicted model, not a curated record. The transcript has 11 exons. Gene Ontology annotation, cellular component: nucleus. Gene Ontology annotation, biological process: regulation of transcription by RNA polymerase II.